Messenger RNA from Bradysia coprophila, 3004 nucleotides. Its product is annotated as pyrokinin-1 receptor-like. Gene Ontology annotation, biological process: neuropeptide signaling pathway. Lineage: Eukaryota; Metazoa; Arthropoda; Insecta; Diptera; Sciaridae. The record is from RefSeq and is a predicted model, not a curated record. Gene Ontology annotation, molecular function: neuropeptide receptor activity. Gene Ontology annotation, cellular component: plasma membrane.
UUGUUUUUGUUGUUGUUGAGAAACGUGAUUGAAAUGUUUGUUUGAUAAUUAUUUGGAUCAUAGCCAGAAUAGAGAUAUUUUAAUGUUCGAAAAAUUAAGAUCAUUUAACGGGAGACCAAUUGUUUUAUUCCCUGUGCGUUUCUGUUAUUAUUUCUGUGAUGAUAUUGGCACUUAAAAAGAAGUUUUUUAUGAGUGCUUAUGAGUGUUUUACAAUGGACGUAAGAAAAUAUAUUUUUUUAAUUGGUGUAGAGAUUUAAAGAGAAAAUAACAACAAGGACACAAAUAUUUUUGUUUAGUGUAUGGUUCAAUGUUGCUAUAAAAAUGCUACAAACAUCUUAAAUUCAACAGAUGAAUAAAUUAAACAAAAAACAAAGAUCCAAAAAUAUAUCGAAAUUUGAAGGUACCACGCAAUAUUCUUUAGCGAGUCAUUUACAAAAGUAAACUGAUAAAUCGAACUACAAAUAAAGAGCUGUGGUUGUACAAGUUCAACAUCUUAAUUGAUUGGUUUAAUAAAAAGUGUGUCUUGAAUUAUAUUCAAAAUUAAAUUAGACUUGUCGGGUGUGAAACAGUUUCUAAAUAAACACAAAUUUGGUGUCUUUCGGAUCGGUGUACUGGUGGAGUGUGUUAACCGUUGGAUUGUACCAAAUAGAAAAGGCCAGCAGUAUCACAAUCACAGAAUUAAACCACUUCAUUAAACCAACGCAAAUCAAGUGAAAACCAACAUUAAAGUUCAACAAAAUGUUUAACAAAAUAGCGUCAACAGUAAAUCUCACAAUGAAAAUGCAUGGCCAUGAAAAGGAACUUGAUACAUAAACAAUUUCAAAUAAACAAAAGUUGUGAUAAAAUCUCCGUUUAUGGUUAUGGUUAUUGUAUCGAAUUAAUUAGCCGACAUCGAAACAUACAGGAAAUUAAAAUGAAUUAUACCUUCGAUUCGGAGAUUCUUCUGCAAAUUCAGCAAAUUGAAAAUCUAAAUCUCACGUUCGGCAUGCUGUUGAAUCUGACGCAAUCGAACAGUACAUCGGUUGAUAAUUUGACCGAAUAUAAAGGGAAUGAACGAGAUUCAAUGGCUGUUGUGAUUCCAGUUACCGUUUGCUAUGCAAUCAUCUUCGUGGCGGGUGUGCUGGGAAAUGUGAUAACGUGCACUGUGAUUUCUAGAAAUAAAUCUAUGCAUACCGCUACCAAUUAUUAUUUAUUUAAUUUAGCCAUUUCGGAUUUGAUGCUAUUAUUAUCGGGAAUGCCGCAUGAUACAUACAACAUAUGGUUCCCAGCAUCAUAUCCACUAAAUCAGUCCUUUUGUAUAUUACAAGGACUGCUGUCGGAAACGUCAACCAAUGCAACCGUUUUGACCAUUACCUCGUUCACAAUCGAAAGAUAUAUUGCAAUAUGCCACCCAUUCAGACAACACACAAUGUCUAAAUUAUCACGAGCUAUCAAAUUUAUUAUGGCUAUAUGGAUUGUGGCUUUUUGUUUGGCAAUUCCACAGGCCAUACAGUUUGGUGUGGUUACAACAGCGUAUGGUGGACAGUCAUGUACGGUCAAAAAUGUACUUGUCGAGCACGCCUUCGAAGUAUCAAGCUUUCUAUUUUUCGUCGGUCCGAUGACACUUAUUUGUGUGCUGUACGUUUUGAUUGGCAUUAAAUUAAGAAAAAGCAAACUUCUACAGGGGGUAAAGCGACGAAGCUGUGAGUUUGGCCGAGGUAUAACUGGACAGACACGUGUCAUUCGCAUGUUAAUUGCCGUUGCUGUGGCAUUUUUCCUGUGUUGGGCACCAUUCCAUGCACAACGUAUUAUGGCUGUCUACGGGAAAGCUACCCAAACCACCAACGAUCGAUUCCAUAACAUCUAUACGAUUCUUACGUAUGUGUCCGGUGUCCUUUAUUUCUUGUCCACAUGCAUAAAUCCGUUGCUAUACAGCAUUAUGAGUCAUAAAUUUCGCGACGCUUUUAAGACGACUUUGGCUCGUCAUUUUCACAUCGGUCCCGAAUACAAUCAGCGAACUCACAUAUACAGUGCUCUGUCCAAGUACAACGGAAACGGUUCAAUUCGCCUAACAACAUCGAAUGCAAAUCGCAUGCAACAGUCCAUGGAACCACACAUCCAAAAAAUCGAGUCGAACUUGUCGAUAUUACAGUCCGAACCGACAUCUGAGAACAAAACGGCCAAAAAUGCCAUUCCACCACAACGCCAACGAUGCGUAUCGGUGAGCCAGUCCACAUUGGUCACGUCGCUCAGUAAAAGCGACGUUUUACAAUCUUGCACUACAAAUUUCGGUGACAAGAUGCCAGCCAACAACAACAAACGAAUCUCAUCUAACAACAACCACAACAACAACAAUCACCAUCAAUCUACCCUUAGCACCAUAGCCGAGAAAUUACGUCGCGGCACUAGAAAAGUGUUACUGUUCCGCACAUCGCCGAACAAUUCAACGCCUCAGUCACCCGUUACAAAGGAGGCCAAAUUGAAAAAGGGAAAUAGCGUUGACAGUGCACACACUAACACGAUAAGUAAUAGCAGUUUACAGGAAGUGGAUGCCGAAGAAUUCGACAGUGCUGAAUUGACGAAAUUUAUGGGCGAAAUAAAUAAUGAAAUUCGUUGACCUGUGCGGUAUUAAAGUUUGUUUUAGCGUUUAAAAACUGUGAUCUGGGAAAAUUUUAUGGAAAUGUUUCUCUGUCGUUUUUCAUAGAAUUUUCUGCAUUUUACAUUUUUCCUUUUAGAUAGAACAUUUUCUGUGUUGGAAUAACCUUUCUGUGUUGAAAAAAAAACUUUUUAAGAAGAACAGGCUAUCGGCUCUUGCACAAUUUGUGCGGGAUCGUCGAAGCAUUCUACUGCUCUAGGUUAAGUGAUGUUGUUAAUUUAAAUACAGUAACAUACAGUAACAGAACAUAAAUUCAAUUAAAUAUUGACUUAAAUAUUGUUAUUGAACUUAUUCCAUUAAUUAAUAAAUGUAUAUGUCAACAUUAAUGUUACAAAAUGUAUAAGUAUUUAAAUAUUUAUAAUAAAAAGU